This is a messenger RNA of Cotesia congregata, 219 nucleotides long. NCBI's taxonomy places the organism in Eukaryota, Metazoa, Arthropoda, Insecta, Hymenoptera, Braconidae. The record is from the annotation of a GenBank genome assembly.
AUGCAACUGUGUGUUAGAUUUAUAACAACAGUAUUGUCUUCGAGAACAUUAAAGCUUUUACUUCGGGAGAGAGAUGAUUUAAAAGUACGAUCAGGCUUGACUGGUAACGUUCCAGUGUUAUUGACAACAGCCAUUUUUGGUGACGAAGGCGACAUUGAUGACAUUGGAGCGAACGACUGCGUUGGCGACGGCGAUGACGAUGACGAAGAUUUUAUGUAG